Molecule: messenger RNA, 1117 nt
Organism: Ilex paraguariensis (yerba mate)
Lineage: Eukaryota; Viridiplantae; Streptophyta; Magnoliopsida; Aquifoliales; Aquifoliaceae
Source: the annotation of a GenBank genome assembly
CUCUUCUGCCUCCCUCUGCCUUCCUCUGCCUCUGCUUGUUGGCUUAGCUCCUCAAUCUCUGAUGGCAAAGCCUAAUCUUUUUCCAUUCUCAAUGUAUUCAUUGAAUCUUUUCUAAGUUUGUAUUUCUUUCUGAUCUGGGUUUACAAUAUUUAUCAGUCAGAUCAAACUUCUAACCAUUUAUACUAGUUUUGGCUGCUUUACUUCUAUUAUUGUUGGUACAUUGAUUGAUACCAAGAAACCCCUCUGAUUGUUGGGUUUUUGUUAGUUUCUUGAUCGGUGUCAUCAGAUUCUGAGAAAUGGGUUUUUGGCUGAAGGUACAAAUGGUGGCUGUUUUUACUUUCUAUUGAGAUCUUUUUAUCAAUCUUUUGAGUUUUCAAUCCACGGAGUGUUGUGAUAAUGGGUAAAGGUAAAGGAAAGGGAAAGAAACAGGCUAGUAAUUCUGUUCGCGAGGAUCCUGGAAGUGGUGAGGAAAAGAUACCGGUUAGGAGAAGAGGAAGGCCAACUAAACCACUGAAGAAUGAAAUCGAGGAAGAAGAAGAAGCUGAGAAGAUAGAAGAAGGAGAAGAGAAUGGUGAACAUACAAAAAGUUCCAUCUCUAAUAAAGCUAUCAAAAAUGAAGCUGCUCACGAGAAUGGCCGGAAGAGGAAGAGGCCUUCACAGGUUAAGGAAAAUGGAGAUUCAGUCAAGGAUGAAAAUGGUGUGGGCAGCAAAACAGACGCCAAAGAUUCAAUCAAGUCUGUUGGCCACAGACAAAAUGGGAGCAGGCGGAAAAACAAGCCUCGAAGGGCUGCUGAAGUUGGCGUUGAGUGCAGAUGAAUUUUGGGCUUGAGUCAAGUGGUGAGAUAAUGCAUCGAUAGUGUCCAGUUGACCCUUGGACAUGUACGCCUUUAAUGCCAGACUCUUUCUGCACGUUGACAAGUCAAGUUGCUCUAAUGCUUCAUCAGGAGGUCCAAGAUUGAUGGAAGUUCACUUGGAGAUGUCGAUGCUGCCAGUUUUCUUUUCCUUUCUCAAAAUUUGGAAUGGUGUGAGUAGGGUUUGUUAUUUAUGCAACUGUAUUUUUCUAUAAUUGGCCAUGCUUGCUAUAGGGACAAAAAUUGCUGAUAUGUGUACAUCAAGG